This is a messenger RNA of Hibiscus syriacus, 325 nucleotides long. RefSeq lists its product as uncharacterized. The record is from RefSeq and is a predicted model, not a curated record. Bases 82 to 294 code for a protein of 70 amino acids. NCBI's taxonomy places the organism in Eukaryota, Viridiplantae, Streptophyta, Magnoliopsida, Malvales, Malvaceae. The transcript has a single exon.
AAAAAAAAAAUAUCUUCAAACCCUAUGCUUCAAGAGUGAAUUCCAGGAAGAAAAAGGAAUUAAAAAGAAAGGAGAGAAAUCAUGAGUGCAGAUUGGGGACCAGUGUUCGUCGCGGUAGGCUUGUUCAUCCUCUUAUCGCCGGGGUUGCUGUUCCAGCUGCCGUCGAGGACUCGAGUGAUAGAGUUCGGAAACAUGUGCACAAGUGGGAUAGCCAUCCUAAUUCAUGCCAUAAUAUACUUCUGCAUAAUCACCGUCUUGGUCAUUGCAAUUGGUAUUCACGUGCAUCUCGAGUAAUCGAUCAUUGCCAUUGGUUUCAUCCUCUUUC